Acytostelium subglobosum LB1 is the source of this 3894-nucleotide messenger RNA. RefSeq lists its product as hypothetical. The coding region runs from base 1 to 3894 and encodes 1297 amino acids. The record is from RefSeq and is a predicted model, not a curated record. The transcript has 2 exons. Lineage: Eukaryota; Evosea; Eumycetozoa; Acytosteliales; Acytosteliaceae. Gene Ontology annotation, cellular component: membrane. Gene Ontology annotation, molecular function: ATP hydrolysis activity; ABC-type transporter activity; ATP binding. Gene Ontology annotation, biological process: aggregation involved in sorocarp development; sorocarp morphogenesis.
AUGGAAGGAGGUGAUAGCGGCAGUGGAGGAGGUGUUGGUGGUGUGAACAUGGAGGAGUUCUCAAAGACAGUAAAUCCAAAGAAUGGAAUGUACGUCGUUGCUAAAGGACUCACAUCAACAAUAGGUUCUGCAAAGAAAAAGACAGAGAAGAAUAUAUUACAAGACUUGAGUUUCUUCCUCAAGCCUGGUUCAAUGGUUUUGAUGCUAGGAUCACCAGGUUGUGGAAAGACAUCAGUGUUUAAAGCAUUGGCACAUCAGACACAUGAUGAGAGAUUGUCUGGCACAUUGUUGUUCAAUGGCCAGCCGGCACAUGAUGACACUCACCAUCAUGAUGUGUCUUAUGUUGUACAGGAGGAUAACCAUAUGGCUCCAUUCACAGUGCGUGAGACUUUCAAAUUCAGUGCCGACUUGCAGAUGAAGCCAGGCACCACAGAUCGCGAGAAGGAGGAGCGUGUCAGCAGCAUUCUAAAGACACUGGGUCUCGUCUCACAGGCAGACACCAUCGUCGGUAAUGAAUUCCUUCGUGGAAUCUCUGGUGGACAAAAGAAGCGUGUUACAAUCGGUGUGGAGAUGGUCAAGGAUUCCAACCUUAUCCUGAUGGACGAGCCCACAACUGGCCUCGACUCGGCAACCUCCCUCGAGCUGAUGGAGUACCUCAAGCAAAAGAUCACCACAGACAACAUAUCAUGUCUGAUCGCUCUUCUUCAACCCGGUGUGGAGAUCACCAAACUGUUUGACUUCCUCAUGAUCCUGAGCGAGGGCCAGAUGGCCUACUUUGGACCCAUGAACUCUGCCAUCCCCUACUUUGAGUCUAUGGGCUUCCAACUGCCCUCGCAUCACAACCCCGCCGAGUUCUUCCAAGAGAUCGUCGACGAGCCCGAGCUCUACUACCAGGGCGAGGGUCAGCCACCCCUCCGUGGCACCGCCGACUUUGUCUCGGCCUACAAGAACUCGGACAUCUACCGCGCGGUCAUCAACGACAUUGACCACAACCAGGUGGACCCAUCACAUUUCAAGGACCACUCAGACCUGCCGUGCUACUCGACUCCCAUGCACUACCAGAUCCGACUGACCACCCAACGUGCCUUCAAGAUGUUGGUCAGCAACCCUAUCUCACUGCGUGUUCGUGUGGCCAAGUCCAUUGUCAUGGGCCUGAUCCUCGGAUCACUUUACUAUCAAAUGGGACUCACUCAAACCGAUGGCAACAACAGGUCUGGUCUGAUAUUCUUUGCUCUGCUCUUUGUGGUCUUUGGAGGUUUUGGUGCAAUCACAGUUCUGUUUGAACAGCGAGGCGUGUUCUACAUACAGAAAGACGGCAAAUACUAUCACACGUUUGCCUUCUUCAUGUCACUGAUCUUCUCCGAGCUGCCCAUUGCCUUGCUAGAAUCUGUCGUCUUCUCCGCCUUUGUCUACUGGAUGUGUGGGCUGCAACACGACGCCGUCAAGUUCAUCUACUUUGUCUUGAUGAUCUUUGCGUCAGACUUGGCAGCACAAUCAUUCUUCAAGAUGGUGUCAACAUUCACGCCCAACGCAACGAUCGCUUCGGUUCUCGCCCCUGCCGUGCUGGCCCCACUCAUCUUGUUUGCUGGCUUCAUGAUUCCUCACCCAUCGAUUCCAAACUGGUGGAUCUGGAUGUACUGGAUCUCACCAAUUCACUAUUCAUUCGAGGGUCUCAUGUCCAACGAGCAUCAUGGACUCAACUACCAUUGCAAUGGUGGCGAGCUGGUCCCACCAUCAUUCAUUGCCGACGUCCUGUUCAACGGCACUCAGGUGUGCCCCAUCACCCAUGGCGAUCAAUUCCUCGACAUCCUCGGCUUUGCUAAGAACGACUGGUUCAAAUGGAUUGAUCUGGCAAUCGUCUGCGCCUUUGCCAUCUUGUGGAGUGCUAUGAUGUACUUGUUCCUCGUCAAGGUGCACUAUGACCCACGCGCCAACAAUGCCGCCGCAGAGAAACUCAAUCAGAAGCGUAUGAAGCGUGCCAAUGCCGCAGCGCUCAAGGAGCACAAGGUCAAGGUACACCAUGAUCACGAGCACAAGCACGCCAGAGUCAAGAAGGACAUCCCGAUUGGUUGUUACAUGCAGUGGAAGGAUCUGGUCUACGAGGUCGAUGUCAAGAAGGGUCGCAAGACUCAGCGUCUCAGACUGUUGGACCGCAUCAAUGGAUACGUCAAGCCCGGAAUGCUCCUGGCACUUAUGGGACCAUCUGGCGCUGGAAAGUCAACCCUGCUCGAUGUCUUGGCCAACAGGAAGACUGGCGGCCACAUCAAGGGUGACAUUCUGAUCAACGGUGCAGAGCGUACCAAGUUCUUCACUCGUAACUCGGCCUAUGUCGAGCAGAUGGAUGUGUUGCCACCAACACAAACAGUGCGCGAGGCCAUCCAAUUCUCUGCAAAGACUCGUCUUCCCAGUGAUAUGCCAAUGGAGGAGAAGUUGGCCUUUGUUGAGACCAUCUUGGAAACACUCAGUCUCCUAAAGAUCGCCAACAAGGUCAUUGGAAAGGGUGAUGAGGGUCUGUCUCUGUCCCAGCGCAAGCGUGUCAACAUUGGUAUCGAGCUGGCCUCUGAUCCCCAGUUGAUUUUCUUGGACGAGCCAACAUCUGGCCUGGACUCAUCUGCCGCACUCAAGGUUAUGAACCUGAUCAAGAAGAUCGCCAUGAGUGGACGAUCAAUCAUUUGUACAAUCCAUCAGCCAUCUACAUCCAUCUUCAAGCAGUUUGACCAUCUCCUCCUCCUCAAGAAGGGUGGAGAGACUGUGUUCUUUGGACCAACUGGAGAGAAGAGUGCUGUCGUCCUUGAGUACUUUGCACACCAUGGACUGAUCUGUGACCCAUUGAUGAACCCAGCAGACUUCAUUCUUGAUGUAACAGAGGAUGAGAUCCAAGUUGUGCUCGAUGGAGAGUCAAGCAUGUUCCAUCCAGUCGAGGCAUUCAGAGAGUCGCCACUCAACGCUGCGUUGAUGGAGCAAGUCAAUCAAGGAGUCAUGCCACCAGGCACCCCUGUUCCCGAGUUCCACGGCAAGUACUCCAGCACGAUCGGUACUCAGUUCCAUGUUCUGUUCAGACGUGCAUGGCUCGCACAGAUCCGUCGUACCCAAGACAUCAGAUCACGUUGUGGCCGUUCAAUUAUCCUUGGUGUGAUCUUUGGCACACUCUUCCUUCAGAUGGACAAGAACCAAGCUGGCAUUUACAAUCGUAUAUCACUUCUAUUCUUCUCAUUGGUCUUUGGUGGUAUGGCCGGUAUGAGUACCAUCCCCAUCGUCAACACAGAGCGUGGUGUGUUCUACCGUGAACAAUCAGCUGGCAUGUACCGCAUUUGGAUCUGGCUGUUGACAUUUAUCAUUACCGAUCUGCCCUGGGUGCUCCUGUCCGCCCUGCUCUACACCAUCCCCGUGUACUUCAUCUCUGGCCUGUACCUGGGCGCACAUGGCGCACCAUUCUUCUACCACUGCUUCAUCUCAUUUACUACCUAUCUUAACUUCUCGUUGGUGGCCAUGCUGUUUGCCAUGAUCUUCCCAACUGAUGAGGUGGCGCAGUCGAUGGGUGGAGUGCUGCUGUCUAUCACAGCACUGUUUGCAGGUUUCAUGAUUCCCCCUGGCUCCAUACCCAAUGGCUGGAAGUGGCUCUACCAUCUGGACUUUAUCAAGUACCCACUCGAGGUGUUCUUGGUCAAUGAGUUCCGCGACAUCUCAUUCGGCUGUCCAAACAACGAGGGCGCUGUUCCAGUUGUCCCAGGUGGAUUCUUUUGUCCAAUCACCAAGGGUACCAUCAUCCUAAACCGAUACGAGAUGAAGGAGGACCAUCUCUACACCAACAUCGCCAUCAUCUUUGGCUUCAGUAUAUUCUUUACCCUGUGCAGUUACCUUGCUCUCAGGGUCAUUAGACAUCAAGUUAAAUAA